Raphanus sativus (radish) is the source of this 3371-nucleotide messenger RNA. RefSeq names its product protein STICHEL-like 4. NCBI's taxonomy places the organism in Eukaryota, Viridiplantae, Streptophyta, Magnoliopsida, Brassicales, Brassicaceae. The transcript is spliced from 6 exons. Gene Ontology annotation, cellular component: nucleus; DNA replication factor C complex; DNA polymerase III complex. The record is from RefSeq and is a predicted model, not a curated record. Bases 465 to 3266 code for a protein of 933 amino acids. Gene Ontology annotation, biological process: DNA-templated DNA replication; DNA repair. Gene Ontology annotation, molecular function: ATP binding; DNA-directed DNA polymerase activity; DNA binding.
CCCCCCAUCUACUUUUCUCUCUCAAGAUUCCCACUCUUUCUCCCUCUAAAACUUUCAAAAAUAGACACAAAGCCCAUCAAAAGCUCUCAGGUUCUUCAUGUGAGAGUUUGGUAAAAAAGAAGAGAGACAUCUGUGACUUCUUUCCUUCCAGAACGGUCUCGUUUUAUGUGGUGGAGUCCACUUGCAAUCUAUCUCUAUCUUCACUCUUUGAAAGUUAUGUAUUUGGUACUGAAUCUUUCAAUACCAAAUUUGUAAUUGAUUCUUCACUCCUUUUUUUUUUUGUUUUGGUAAGUUCAGUCAAUCGUGAGGAUAUUAUUACCAGAGUCGGUUAUUCAAAUUCGGAAAGUUGAAAUAUUUUCGCACAAGAAAAUAUGAGAUACAACUCGAUUUGGUUCUUGUACAGCUACUUAGACAAGCUUCUUCUGUUGAGGAAAACAGAGCAUUUCUUCUUCUUUUUCUGAUCAAUGACUACUACUACUACUACUACUCGGGUUCAGAAAGAUUCAAAUGGAGACAUAGGUGAGCAUCUUCGUAACCAUAUUCACUUAACCAACUCUAUCCACUUGAAGAAUCAUCAUAUGCACAACAAAAACGGUCCUGCAGGGUCUCUUCUUAUGAGAGAUCUCGUCCUUCUUCAGAGAUCAAGAUCUCUCAGAGACCCAUCAGCGAACUCUCCUUCCGUGACGAUGGUCGAUUCGAAAGAAGAAGAAGGAAGAAGAAGGAGAAGAAGAAAAAGAAGAUCCGUUGAUCAGAAUGUAGUCAAGAAAUCCGGUCUUAGGUUGAUGACUAGUUCCUCUCCUGUUCUGAAUUUCGGUACAUCUAAAGUAACCCCUUCUGAUGAAAGGUGUGAUGAUGCGCUGAGCGAGAGGAGUUACGCGAAUGAGGUUUAUAGUGUUGCUUCGGUUAAAUCCGGUUCGAAAGGUGGUGCUAACGAGGCUGUUUUCAAGACUCUGUCUGAUCAGUUAAACGAGGUUUUAGGUGACAGUGAUGAUGCGGUGUCUAGCAAUGUUCGAGCGCGAGGUAAUGGGCGGAGAAGAAGGAAGUUAAGAGGCGCGAGGAGAGCGGGAAGGGCCGUUACUGUUAGAGACAAUGUUGGUAAUAUGAGUGAGAUGCCUCAGGAGGGAGAAGAGGAGAUGACUAGAGCUGUUCCAAGAAACGGUUGUGGACUUCCGUUUAACUGGUCAAGAAUCCAUCACAGAGGCAAAACAUUCCUGGAUAUAGCUGGUCGGAGCUUAUCGUGUGGAAUGUCUGAUUCAAAAGGAAUAAAGUGCUUAACCGAUAUGCCAGUGUCCUCUGCUUCAAGCUCUUCUUUCACCAAACCUGAUCGCCGCCACGGGUUGCCUCUUGUAGUCGAUAGCGCGGACAACGAAGGCUGGGAGCAUGAUUACUCCGGCGAGCUGGGUGUUUUCGCCGACGAUUUGCUCAAGAACGAUGAGAAACACAGCCGUAGAAACGCUCUGCGGCGGCGGGCGCAUCAAAGCUUUACGCAGAAAUACGCUCCGAGGAGUUUUCGCGAUGUCGUUGGACAGAGCCUGGUUGUACAGGCUCUGUCCAACGCGGUUUCGAAGCGAAGAGUGGGACUUCUUUAUGUGUUCCACGGUCCGAAUGGAACCGGUAAAUCUUCUUGCGCUCGCGUUUUCGCCAGAGCUUUGAACUGUCGUUCCGCGGAAGAACAUUCGAAGCCCUGCGGUGUCUGCGGCUCGUGUGUUGCCUACGAUGAUGGUAAGAGCAAGAACAUUCGGGAGAUGGGUCCUGUAAAAAGCUUCGACUUCGAGAAUCUGAUCAUCUCCCAAAACGACAGGCAUAAUCGUCAUCAUCAUCACCUUGUGUUCAUAUUCGAAGAUUGCGAUACUAUGUCAACAGCUUGUUGGAAUGCGCUUUCGAAAGUCGUGGACCGAGCGCCUAGUCGCGUUGUUUUCGUUCUCGUUUGCUCGAGUCUCGACGCUCUGCCUCACAUUGUUGUGUCGAGGUGCCAGAAGUUCUUCUUCCCUAAGCUCAAAGACUCGGAUAUCAUCGGUUCUCUGCAAAGGAUUGCAUCAAAGGAAGAGAUUGAUAUCGAUAAAGACGCGUUGAAGCUUGUCGCUUCGAGAUCGGAUGGUUCCUUGAGAGACGCUGAGAUGACUCUAGAACAGCUGAGUCUGCUCGGAACAAGAAUCUCUGUUCCUUUAGUUCAAGAACUGGUUGGGUUAGUCUCUGAUGAGAAGUUAGUUGAUCUUCUUGAUCUUGCUUUAUCCGCGGAUACUGUGAACACCGUGAAGAAUCUGAGAAUGAUAAUGGAAACUGGCGUCGAACCGUUAGCCUUAAUGUCGCAGCUAGCAACCGUCAUAACCGAUAUCCUCGCCGGAAGCUAUGACUUUGCUAAAGACCAACGUAAAAGAAAGUUUUUCGUGCGGCAACCAUUGUGUAAAGAAGAUAUGGAGAAGCUGAGACAAGCUUUGAAAACGCUGUCUGAAUCAGAGAAACAGUUGAGAGUAUCAAACGAUAAACUAACUUGGCUCACUGCUGCGUUGCUUCAGCUAGCUCCUGAUCAACGAUACUUGCUUCCUCCUCCUGGUUCUCCCGCUGAUGCUAGCUUCAACCGUAGUCCUUUAGUGGAUGCUGAAGCUAGAGGUCGUGGUGGAGAAGGUUUCAGUAGCAUAAACCGACCUUCGGUUGAAGAUAUUUGGUUAGCGGUUGUGGAGAAUGUUCGCGUUAACGGUUUAAGAGAGUUUCUUUAUAGAGAAGGGAAGAUCUUUUCUAUUAGUAUCGGUUCAGCUCCCACGGUGCAGUUAAUGUUCAAUUCGCCAGUAACGAGAUUAACGGCUGAGAAUUUCAGAGAUAAUAUUUUGAGAGCGUUUGAGAUGGUUCUUGGAGCUCCCGUCACGUUAGAGAUCAGAAUCGAGGCAAAGAAAAACGUUAGUGGAAGAAGUGAAAUCAUCGAACUAGAGGAUGAAACUGAACCUGCAGUGGCUCGGGACGCGAACGAGAACAAGAACCAGAGCAUCGUGAGAGGAAAAGUGUCGUUGAGUCAAGUGAUUAAGCAAAGUGAAGGAAGCGGUUGGUCGAAACGCAAAGCUGUGUUGAUUGCUGAUAAGCUUGAACGUGAGAAUCUGAGGCUUGAAUCUAGGUCAAGAAGCUUGAUAUGUUGGAAAGCGUUGAGAAGCGUACGUAGCAAGAUGCGGCGAUUGAAGGUGAGAACGAGGAAGGUGCGAUUACAUUCGUUGUGGAAGCUUGUCUCGUGUGGGAAAUGUUUACCACUGGCAUCUCCUUCUAGAUUAUAUAGAUAGGCCGUUUUUGUUUUAUUUAUUACUUGAAAAAUUGUUCGUUGUACGUUUUCUUUCAACUCUUUUUUUAUCGUAGGCAUAUUUUUAAAAUUAAUAGUAUUUGUAGCA